Molecule: messenger RNA, 5367 nt
Organism: Ornithodoros turicata
Lineage: Eukaryota; Metazoa; Arthropoda; Arachnida; Ixodida; Argasidae
Exons: 2
Coding region: 98-1141 (347 amino acids)
Molecular function (GO): metal ion binding
Source: RefSeq, a predicted model, not a curated record
ACUUCACUCAGUGAUACAGAAAGGUGCACGCAGUGUGUGCCAGAUUUCAUUUUCUCGCCGUCGGAAACUCAUCGAAGGCUUCGUUUUCGAUUGUAAGAUGUCUUCCAAAAGCUACCUCCUGGGACACUUUGAUGCCCUUGACUUGCGUCUCUUACAAUUUGUGGAUCUCCCGUCGACGAUAUCGUGUGACUUGUGCGCCGUCAUUCCUGAGAAGAUCUUCAGGCUCGAAUGUUACCAUUCCCUUUGUGAGGUAUGUUACCAGAGCGUUCUUCGAAGCAACCGCGGGUGUCCGCUCGACAAGCAAGAGUUUCUCCAAAGCGAAGUGAUUAUUUUACCAAUUAGGACGACGCGCCUGCAGAAACUAGAGGCUCACUGUUUCAACUUCAACCAUGGAUGUAGUUUCGUUGGGUCGCUGGAACGAUUGAAAUCUCACUUCUUGAAGGACUGUGAGUUUCACGCGUUAGCUUGUAAGAAGUGUUGUGCCACAGUGUUCCGUAAAGACGUCGUGAACCAUUACAUGGAAGGACAGUGCGGGGAAGAAAAUAGACCGAGGGAAGAUGUUGAUAUUGACAGCAGUGUCGUUGAGAUUGGCAAAGAGAUCAACGCCUCACUAGUAAAUCUGGCCGAAAAGCUAUGCGCUAUUGAACACCAGCUAAACACACAUACUGUGGGGAUCGACACCACGAAAGAGUUCGUUGUGAAUUGUGCGCAGGUACUCCGCACAAUUCAAGAGGAACAUAGGCUCUCCACAGAGGGUGUAUCAAACAUGGCCAGUAGCCUGCACAGUGUUACGGAAGCGUUAUCUUCGGCUGAAGGGCAACAUAACAACCAAGUUGUAAAUGCCGCCGAAAUCAGGAACACCGUCACUUUCAACCGGGAGAGGCUAACUACUCUUGUGGAAAUGCAAAAAGAAGUGGCUCAGAACGUAGUGAGAUCGAUUGAAGGGUGGAAACAAUGCUCCGAAAAACUUGAAGCGAUGUCGAAAGGCACACAAAAUGAUUCGUCGUCGCCCGACGACAAAGUGAGUAGCGCGAGAAAUACGCCCAGAGUUCCACAGGCUCCCAUAGGAUACGGAGGCAGCGUUGCUUUUUUCCAUCUUCAAGACGUCGACAAGCUUGAGAAGGAGGCAAAGGAGUGGUGAGCAACCGUAAGGUUACAUGCAAGAAAGGGAGUCUCUCUGGGAUGACAAACGCUCAUCACCUCAUGAGGACAGAGUGGUUGAUGAAUGGCUCAUAUGUUCUCAAGCACAUGGAAACUUCAACAAAUAAUUCAUGAAAAAGCCAGUUGGUGCUAGCACCAGGAAUUGAACGUGGACCGUCCUGCUACCAGUCAGGGAUGUUACAUUUCAGGCACUCAUUGACUUUUGGUGAAUUACUUGUUGACUUUGUCCCAAGGUGGAACUCGCCACAGCUCAUUUGCCUAUCUGUUAAUGUUGCGGCGUGCGUUGUGUUUUUCUCUUUGUGUGUUCCAGGCUCAGAACGGUUACUUUGGAUCAGGUCAGGUACGUUUCAUUUAGACAUGGCAAACAGAACACAACUUAGCAGUGGCCUUCAUGCAUUACUGCUGUGGCCAUAAGCGUGAAUGGAAAGCUGCACAUUAUGUUCACUCUACCUUUAUCGAGUGCUAUGUAAUCUUGUUCAAGUUCUGUCAAACGAGUGUGUAAUGCUAUCAUAUAGCUCAGUACUUCCUUUGGAAUGAAUGGCCGGGCAUGAAUGCAGGAAGGAUACUGUCAUGUUAUGGCAAGUGUUUAUGUAUUGUACAUUUAACUACUAAUUUUAUUACUUAGCUUUCGUCGGAAUUUGGAACAUGUUGAUUUUAGUAGCCAGAGCAGCUGUUACACAGUGAGAACAUAGCUCGUGUGUGUUUGUAUUUUCCACCGCUGCCCUUGGUUUUCCUCCCUGACGUUACACAUGUCAGGGAUAGGUUUCAGAAUCGGUAGUUCAAGCCAAGUGAGAAUUGCUUUUCAGGGGAUCAUCACGCUGGCAGAUGAAACAUAUGGUUUAAAUUAUCUGCAGGACAGGAAUUGCGUAGUUUCACACAAAUACUACUACUACUACAACGUAAGAGUAGUUUCAAAUCUAGCUUUCUUGUGUUCCUGACAUUAUCGCACGAGAUGUAGUAUCCACUAUGAUCCUUUAUAUGGGGGGUAUGUACAGUGCAAUCAACAGAUGCUAUUUACAAAUCUGUGUUUCCUACUGUGUUCAAUUGGGGUAGUUUGUAUCUGAGAGCCAUAGUGAAACAAAGGUAGCCAAGGACAGACUUUUGAUGCCCUCGAGAAACUUGGCAACGCAUUGCAGGGACCCUGGAUAUAAAUUUCCAGAACACAGAGAUCAAGGCUGCAUUUAAACAAGUGGUGGUUAGAGAAAUCCAAGACAGUUGCAUGUGCAAGCACUCCGCUGUUGGAUUUGCUUCUGUCUGAGAUACGUGAUCUCAAGGGGGACGCACGGGCACACUCAGAAUUAUACUAGAGCUGCCUGUGAAAUAGAAUGAGGAGAGGGGAAGAUAUAUAACCCCUUUUUCUUGUCUAUUAUUCUGUUGGUUAAAUUGUCAUUUGUUUAACAGCAUAUACGUGUACAGUCAACCAUCGAUUUAUGAACCUUCCAUUUAUGAAUUCCCUCGUUUUAUGAACACGAGCACGGGGAACCAAACUUUUUCCAUCCAUUUUUCCCUCGUUUUAUGAGCCUCGAUAUUCGAAUAAUGAACGGAAUUUUUGAGAACCAACUAGGAGUUCCCCAGCGUUUUUGCCCUCAAUUUAUGAACGGAUCGUUCCGAGGUCAACAGAAACCUUCAAAGAGAUUAUUCCGUGGUCUGGCGUGAAUGACACCUGAACGGACAAAACGUUUUCCAGGUAUUGCACCCUCGGUUCUUAACCCCUCGAAAUCCGAACAACAAACAUGUUUUCCGAGGUCGCACCAGAUGCGACCAAGUGUUUCUGACCUCAGUAGAUGAAUGAAGUGGUCGGUGUCACCCAGAGAUUAAUAAACGGAGGUUAAAAAUCCCGGAGGAAAUCCAAGACCAGUCCAGUGCGAGUGUGGUGACAUUUCUUCUUUCCAAGAUUGACAGAGCGGAAGGCAUGGUCCAAAGCAAAAUUAAACAAUUUAGUAUUGCAUAAUAAGCAGAGUGUGAAUGCGCUAACGUCUGUUCUAUGUUUGAUUGAUACAGCAGAAGGCAUGGUCAAAAGCAAAAUUACACAAUAUAUGGCAUUAUAAACAAAAUAUCAACUCGGAAAUACUGUUCCAUUUGCUCGAUAGUACUCAGUUAACGGAAUUUUCGAUUUAUGAAUCCCUCGAUUUAUGAACGAUUUUUCGGGGAACCGAGGGUGUUCAUAAAUCGAGGGUUGACUGUAUAUUCCAGAGUCUGCUAAUAAAUAUAUCAGUUGAGAGCUAGCAGUCGCAUUGUAGCUGUCUCAUCCUGUCCUUGACUGUUUCUGUGUCACUAUGGCCAUGUUUGCUAAUAUUGCAACAAAAAGAAAAAAAACAGCAUAGAAAAACACAAAAACAACAACCUGGAAAGCUGCCCGUUCUAGUGCUCACAUGAAGGCAAUGCAAUGAAGUAACAUGUUCCAUUCAUGAACUGUACAUAGUAGUACACAUCACAAUGGAAACCGAUUAUUCAGAUUUUUCUUUAGCUACUUUGUCUUUUGGAGCUUUGAUUGUCCAGCCUAUUAUUGGAGCUUUAUGUGAUUCCCCUCCUGAGAUACUUUAAAGGGACAGUCGCAUCGACCACAGAUCGAUUCUGAAACCUCAGUGAAAUGAGAUUCCCCGUCCUUCACUGACCAUGACUCCGAAAGUGCCAUCCCGACCGACGGAAUACUUUUUGCAUAAUUCGUGUGUAAGCGGCGCUACAGCAGACGACGGAUGCGGGCGUCAAGCGGAACUCCCUGCUGAGAAUCUUUAGCAACGUCACAAGGAAUCUGACCAAUAAGAACGCGGCGAGCCAGAGGAGUACCCGCGCUUGCAGAAUAUACUACACACGUUCAUUCCCCUGCUUGCAGCUUGCAUGAGCAAGGUCAGGGGGACGAAGGCGAAGGCACAUACGGAGAUGGCGGACUCGGAACGCGGAAGUGGCGAAUCGUGCUGUUCAAAUGUCUUUAGUAAUAGCUCCCGUGACGAAUAUACAUGUUUGAUGACGGCCCAUAUUCGACGGAUCCGCUUCCUCUGCAAGUCGCUGGUGAUGCACGUGCCGCAGCUGCGUUAGCGCAACAGAACGAGCCUCAGGACCACUGCUUUAGGUACGUUCAUGGUCGGAGUGCUCAAUACUUGAUCCCGUGACAUUCACUACGACGCAGGAAACAAUCCAAGUGUCUGUGCUCCCCAGGAACCCGAUGAGUAGUUAUAUGCUGCAGUGCUGGUAAAGUGGCAGAGUUGUGCAAUGACGGCGAAGUACAGUGUAAGCACGCAUCACACUUUGUUCCCAGCUCUCUGUCUUCGGCCAGAACUUCUGGUGGUGUAUCCACGGCAGUAUUGCAGCGAUGAUCACAGUCUUCGCCUACUGUACCCACGAUAGAUAGGCACGUUGAGCCAUCCUUAUUUUCGUAGUUGUCGCCGUUGUUUGCACACACGACGAAUGCCCAAUGAAAGUUACGAAGGCUCUAUCCAACUGUGCAACUCAAGGGCCUGGUUAGAAUUAGAAUGAUUAUCAGGAAAUUACUGUGCUACGUGUGUAGGAAAGUGUCAUUUCUUUUUACAGCUACGUCAGGUUCACUGCUUAUUGGGUGUUUACAAGCCGAGUUUGGAGAUUCCUUGGACCGAGCAACAGAUGACAGAUACCUGGGUGUGUCGUCCGCAUGAUUCGCCAACGUUUUUCCAUCCCGGUCCUAUCAGGGCUAUCAUCUUUAGUGUGCCUCAUUUCCUGUUCACACCUACACCAUAACAGACUUGCGUAGUUUCCAAUUGAGAAGUGAGAAACAGAGCCUGUGUUACCACAGUAAUCCCGAGAAGUGCAAAGAAAUAUGCAGGAGCAAUAAACUACCUGGCCAUAAGUGACAGUUAUACUCUUAAUGGUAGUGUAAUGCUUCUUAUCGUUGGCAUUACAUGUGAGUGAUAUAACACGUCAAAUAAUUUCAGGUAAUGUUUCAUAACUCACUAAUGGUACAGUUACACCUCGUUAUCAUAGUAAAUGAUACAUCUGUCUGGGAAUGUCCACAAUUUGUCAUUCCCACGGAAGAUUGUUCUGCCUUGAUACAGCAAAAACAAAUUUUGAUACCUGUCAUUGAUCCAAUUUUUUUAGCACCACUGUUUUGAAAACAGCUUUCAAGACUGUAACUUCAGAGAUCCUUGGCAGAGCAUUACCCUUUGUCUAUGUAUUAUAAUUAUUAUAAUGACAGGCAAUAAGUUACGCAAAUGUGAAUAAAUCUGUGUUGACUGA